Peromyscus californicus insignis is the source of this 8566-nucleotide messenger RNA. RefSeq names its product protein phosphatase 1 regulatory inhibitor subunit 1C (gene Ppp1r1c). Gene Ontology annotation, biological process: intracellular signal transduction. NCBI's taxonomy places the organism in Eukaryota, Metazoa, Chordata, Mammalia, Rodentia, Cricetidae. Gene Ontology annotation, molecular function: protein phosphatase inhibitor activity. The transcript has 5 exons. The coding region runs from base 378 to 656 and encodes 92 amino acids. The record is from RefSeq and is a predicted model, not a curated record. Gene Ontology annotation, cellular component: cytoplasm.
AGUGGAUAGAGCCUUUCUUUUAAAUCCCAGGGCAGCAGGUCCUUCAAGGUUAGCAUUGCAAUUUCAAUUAGCCGCUGAGUGAAAGCUUGGCAUGUGUAUUAGUGAGCAGGGACACAAUUAGCUUAUUCUUCCAUUCCCAAUUGUGUUGAGAGGAUCCAAAGGAUUGGUGGGGGAUCCGGCAAGCCAGGCAUCACUGGAUAGUGCAGAAGGGAGUUCCUCAAACCUCGAUAUCUUCACUUGUUCAGGCCGGAGUUACAGAGAUUUAUUACAAAACACUGUGUGUGGCUUGGUGAAGGGUGCCUCAGGAGCACUCCGGAUACCACUUGGGGUUUGCCUUUUUGAGUGCUCCACCGCUCUGUCUUAUUCUCGUCAUCACCAUGGAGCCCAACAGCCCCAAAAAGAUACAAUUUGCUGUGCCUUUAUUCCAGAGUCAGAUUGCUCCAGAGGCAGCAGAGCAGAUCAGGAAAAGAAGACCCACGCCAGCAUCCCUUGUGAUUCUCAAUGAGCAUAACCCCCCAGAAAUUGAUGAGAAGAGGGUGAACAACACUCAAGAAGAUUCGCAGAAUGCAUCCCCUAAGCAAAGGAAGCAGAGUGUGUACACACCGCCUGCCAUGAAAGGAACAAGCAACCAAGGAGAAAAGAAGAGAUGGGAAUAGCUAAGAGGCGACUGCAUUAGGAGAAGACGGAAUCAGAAAAGGGAUGUCCGCCUGUGACUACAUGACAGUCAACAGACUAAAACUGUGUUCUGAUUCGGUGAUGUAUGAACGCAUAUAGCAUGUAACGACAAGCACUGUAACUGAGUAUUUUGCUUUUAAAAACUUGUCUUUAGAAAAUGACCUUUAAAAUCUGUUUUUUGUUUGUUUUUGCUCUUUAAUUUGGAACUUUCUCCAGGAAAACUAUUCAGCCACAAAUCACUACCUGGAUAAUUCACUCUGCCUAGUGCGUGAAUUGUUAUAUAAAGUGUCACAUACCAGGUUUUUUCUUUUACAGAGAUUUAUGGGAUGUGGUACUACAUUUUCUGGAAUGCUUCCACUGUGUUCUGGGGUAUUUUCUUUUGCUCCUCCAGGUGCAAAAUCAAGUUGAUAACAACGGGAAGCGGGCUUGUCAGUGCUCUGCUCCUGCCUGAGCUUGGAAAAGUACAACACAAACCCACACUCCCCGGCACCCCCACCGGCCCCCCAGCUGCUGUCGACAGCAAGCUGGACUGCCUCCGGAAGGGCUUUUGAGAUUUUAUGCAUAAUGUGGACAUGCUUUUCAGACAUAGUUUGGUUUUUUGUGUGUGAUAUUUUUCAAGCUCUUUUCCUCAAUUUCAUUUCCCUCUAAAACUAGAAGGGAGAACUUGAAUUUGGGUAAAUUUUAACUGAAUUGUUAUAAUUCUUCUACUUGUGAAAUCUGAGACUUCUCUUAUAAUGGGGAGGCUUUCAAACACAUUCCCUUUGUUUCUGUUUCCAAUUCCACCGUGUUUAUUUAUCCCCUUGUUGCUUUUUCAAAUUCCGCUGGUCUUGAUUCGGUUUAGUUCCGUGGAUCUUUUGGAAGUUUACAUGACUAAGCCCUUGGGAACAGUGAAAGGGAUAAUAUUGUCCUUACUGUAAAUAUAGCUUGUAAACUAUGCUAGUUAAUAUUGGUUCAGUUCUUUACAGUUCAUGAGGUGGCUUCACUUAGGUUUCUCAGUUAGUAAGCUCAUUAAAUGGGUCUAGUAGGUAAGGUUCACUUUAUAGAUACAGACUUACUUCACUUAGGUUUCUCAGUUAGUAAGCUCAUUAAAUGGGUCUAGUAGGUAAGGUUCACUUUAUAGAUACAGACUUAACUUCACAGAUAAGAAGUGAACUCAUAACUCAACAAGCCUUUCCAUUAGUUUAUGUCCAUGUAUGAAACUGUCAGAGCUGUGAGGACAGGACCCAUAGGCUCUCAUGUUUCCUGCAAUGGCCUAUAGAGUGAUUCAUAACUAAAUCUCUGGAGUUGCAAGAAUAAAACACAAGAUAAUUUUCCUCACGUGGUAAGGGUGGGGAAAAGAUUCCUAGUUCUUGAAUUCUUCAGCGCUGACUUAAACUAAGGUGAUUCGUGCAAAACCAAACAAGUGAAGCAACCCUCCAAGAAGCUGGGCAGUUCGUUUUUCUGUUUCUCCUCCUUCUUGUCCUCCUCCGUCUCCCUCUUGACUCCCUCCUUCUCUUCCUCCUCCUGCUCUUCCUCCUCCUGCUCUUCUUCCUCUUCUUCUUCUUUUGGCUUUUGACACAGGGUCUCACUAUGUAGCCUUAGCUGGCCUGGAACUCAUUACAUAGACCAGGCUGGCUUCAAAGUCAUUGAGAUCCACCUGCCUCUCCAGUGGAGUACUGAAAUUAAAGGUAUGCACCACAUGCCUUGCUUAAUGUUUCAUUUUAAAAAUAUUGUCUAGUUUCAGAAGGCUGGAGAGAUGGGUCAGUGGGUAAUAGUACUUGCUCUGCAAGCAUGAAGACCUGAGUUCAAAUCCCAGCAUGCAAGUAAAAAGUCAAGCAUGGCUGUAUAUAUCUGCAACUCCAGCGUUUAGGGGAACAGAGACAAGUGGAUCCUCAAAACUGGCUGGCCAGCUAACCUAGAGUAAAUGGUGAGCUUCUAGUUCAGUGAAAGACCCAGUCUCAAGGCAGGAAGGCUGAAACAACAGAGGAAAACACCUGAGGUCUUGUUCUGGCCUCUUGCACAUGUGUCCAAGGGCACCUCCCCCCCCCCCCCCCCGCCCCCGUCACUCACAUACACAUAGCCAUACACUAACACCAACACAUGCCCACAAACAUUUCAAAAUUUGUUCUUAAAAAUAAACGGCUAUCUCUGGGAGUGGAGAGAUGGCUUAUUGGUUAAGAGCACUGGCUGCUCUUCCAGAGGACCCAGGUUCAAUUCUUAGCACCCACAUGGCAACUCACACCUGUCUGUAACUCCAGUUGCAGGGGAUCUGACAUUCGCACACCAAUGCACAUAAAAUAAAAUUUAACUACUAUCUCAAAAUGAGAGUAUUGCCAAGUUUGUGCCAAUAUGCGAUAAAGAUAUCAUAUUAUAAAUUACAAAAUAAACAUGAAGGUUGUUUUCUUUCAUUUCUUUCACCUACUCUGCCCAGGACUUGAGACAUGAUAAUUUUCAUUUACUUCUCUUAGAAUUUGGACUUCAAAAUACCAUAUUUCUCAAAAGUACCAAAGGUAUGGCUUUCUUUACAUGAACCACAGCAACAAGACAAUGAGAACUUUAAAUGCAAAUAGCUGGCAGAUAGCUGAAGAGUUCUUCAAUUGUUUUAGGUGGUUAUUUUUUCUUUCUUUCUUCAUUGUUUCAAGAAACAUGUUCUAAGACAUGACACAGACAGGCAGGCUUCUCACUUCAGUGGACCUGCAAUGCAGUCUCUGUGGCUGAGAUUCCCUCGUCACAUUAAUUACAUUACCAUAUGCUGCUGUCUGUUUUCUUCUUUUGCCCUAAUGGGACAUAGAUUUCUUGGUUUGAAUUUGUUACUUGGUUAUUACAUUUGCCAAGUUGUUUGAAACACUUAGGAGCCUCUUUAUUUGAUUUUGAGAAUAUAUGGUCUAAAACCUGAGCCUUGGCAUGAAGGUCAAUGAGAUCAAAAUAGGAAUUGUCCCACUAAAUAUUGCUUUUGUAUGUCAGCUUAAGCUUGGUUGUUAAAAAUUAGAGUUCACAUUGAAAAUAGAUGAUAAAAAUAUUUUUGUUGAAAUCACAGGAAAAUAUUAAAAAUUAGGCAUUGCCAUUAAAUAACCCCAAGCUAUAUCUGUUUAAAUAAUUUAUCACAACAUUCAAGAGAAGACACAGUCACCAAAGUCAAUUUCUUUGUUUAUAGAAUGUGAAAUUUAGAUGUGUGUCUAUUGAGAAAUAGGAGUUGUCCAUGUAUUGUAUUUAUGUAUGCAAAUAUACAUAUAAGUACAAUGAAUAAGUGAAAUGGUUUGCAACAGUGAAAUAAAAAUAAAACCUUUUAAAAGAAAAGAAAUAGCCUUCUCUAUUAAGUAAAAAACAGAGGUGAUUAUUUGUUAAUAAAUACUUCUCAAUUAUUUCCAAUCUUCUGUGUUGAAGUAGUCCAGAAAAGAAUGGCAUAAGAAAGCUGAGAGGAGGCAAGGUUAAUCUUUUCUCUCUGCCGGUCCCUUGACACAUGCUGCCUCUUGGUAGAUUUCUGCCCCCAGGUUAUCCCCACAUGAGGGUGCCUGCUGCUCUGAGGCUGCUUAUAAUAGCAUGUACUCUCUGGUGAGUUUGAAGAUUAUGAUUACAUUGACUCAUUUGGCUUCUAGACUGUGUCUAAUUCAUGAGUCACAACAUGUUUGUUACUCUUAGAUGGUGCCUUCUAUAUCAUGAAUUACCUUCUGCUUUCUUGUUUGGGUAAUGGGAAAUCUGGCAGAUGGGAUUCAACUGGAGUGUGUGUGUGUGUGUGUGUGUGUGUGUGUGUGUGUGUGUGUGUGUAUAUGUGUUAUACUUGUAGUUCAGCAGUUCUUAUAUUUUUGGUUGUGAGCCUAGCCUUUAACGGCUGAGCUAUCUCUCCAGCCCAGUUCAGCAGUUCUUAACCUGUGGGUCAUGACCCCAUUGUGGACUGCAUAUCAGAUAUCCUGUAUAUCAGAUAUUUAUAUUACAAUUCAUAAUAGCACCAGAAUUACAGUUAUGAGGUAGCAAUGAAAUACUUAUAGGGUUGGGGGUCACCACCACAUGAGGAACUGUAUGAAAGGGUCGCAACAUUAGGAAAGUUGAAAUCCACUGUUGUAGUUGUGUGUUUGCUUGUUUUCUGGGGUAGGGUGUGGCCUGGUAACAGCUAUGUAGAUCGGGCUAAGCUUUAAUUUGUGGUGUUCCUCUGUGUCUGCAUGCCAACUUCUGGGAUUAUAGGCAGGUACCACUGUACCCACCAGGUCAGCAGCCUUGCUUUUGUUGUUAUAGUUUGGGAAAUUGCAAUUUUUGUUGCUUCUUGGGCACUUGAAUCACCAAUAAUGUGUUUUAUUUAACAAGCUAUUAAGGAACUAUAAAGGCCUUUGCUAUUUUAGCUUUAUGUUAAUAUCUAUCUCUUCAAUGGUUGCAUUAAAUUUUUUAAUUCUAAAAUUAGAUUGUCUGCAUAAUAUAUCAGCUGGUAAUCAAUCAACAUUUUCAUCUCUACUUAUUUAUUUGUACAUGUACAUCAACCUGUAUCUUACUCCCAACAUAUCCAUAUCAUUUUCACCUAUAUCACAUAUGCCUUUGUUAUGCUUUGAGUUAUUGAUAAUUUGAUCUUGAUUGCAGAAUGGCUGGCUUAUACUUUUUAUGGAACAACUCUCCCCCAUUGUGUGAGCCUUUAGAAUAUUGCUACUAAGUUAAAUCUAGGCUAUAUUAUUGAAAUUAUAAACAUCAAGAGACUUUAUGGGAAGUGGGUACAGACUCUGGAAUGGUAUUUCUUUUAUGAAUCCUAUCAUUUCAGUGUUUUCCUACAUGCCACAUAAUGUUUUCAGCAUCUUACAUUUAAUCAUUUCAAUAACCCUAAAAGAGAAAUAUUCUUACUAUCUCCAUUUUAAAAAUGAGAAGAAAAAGCUUGUACAAAACCACAAAGUCAGUAAAUGACAAGCCCAAAAUUGAGCCUGGGGCCACAUUUCAGCAGUAGGUAAAGAAUUUCUUGCCUUGGGUCUUCCAUACAAAACUCAACAACAGCAGUUAAAAAAAGUAAGUGUCUGGAAAAAUACCAACUAAUAUUCAUUUCUGUUCACUGUGGAUCAGCAGUGUUUCAAGCACUCUUUUGACCCUUAAAAUAUUCUUCAUUAUUAUUUUACCAUUUCAUCAAUAUCUUUAUGACUAAAGGUUAGGAAAUGUCAGUGUUAAUUGCUAGCAGCCACCAGUGAUUGAGAAUUAAAGUCAUUCUGCUUGAAAAUCCAAUGGGGUUCCCAUACUUAAUCACUAAGUUUACAAGACAUCACUAGGAAAUGUGAGCUUGGCUCCUGAACAGUGUUAUAGGAUCCGUUGUUAUUGCUAAGCAUGUGCAGCAGCAGAUGUGUUUCCCCAGGGUAGACAGGGCCAUGGAGAAGCCAUAAUGCUUCUCCUGUAUAAUUCAUGUUCGCUUUUAGUAAGCUAUUAAGAAUUAAGAAUUAAUGCACUCUCCAUUUGUCUGCUCUGAGAAAAACAAGAAUGUUUAGGGAUUCUGUAGAUCUGUAGGACUUCUGAAACAGGCAUCGUUUUGACUGAAUCAGCUAGUAAGGUAAUUCGGAAAUUAACUCAAUCUGAUAUCAAUCAGGAAAAAUAAAAAUAAAUCCCUUCAAACAUGUUUACACAUGUAUCUAUUCAAUAAUAUGCACCAAGUACCAACAGUGUUCAGCACUUUCUAACCAUCAAAUCCAGCAAUGAGAAUAGCUUUGUGGGAGAACUGCAUCUGUGUAGAUCUUUGGAGAAAGAGCAGGGGAGGGGCAGGAUAAGAUAGCCCAGAGAACAGCAAGACCAGGCAAGGGAGACAUUGCCUAUAAAGGCCUGGCAGAGACCCACAGCAGCAUACCCUGUGAAGAAGGCCAUCAGUAUGAAGACAGGUUGUUCUGAGACAGUGAGGGUGUUACAUGUAAUGCAGACAGGUCAGGGGUGCUCAAUGUGAGGUCUGUAGCACAGGUUAUCUCCAUCUGAGAUGGAAGACUUUGGAGAAGGAUGUGCAUGUUGCUUGAUAAAGGUUGGGGUCCAAAUUGCUAAGUGCUUUGUUAGGAAAUAGGUCCAUGUGUAACUCAAGCCAAGUAGAGUCCUGAUAGCUAAGCAAGUCCUCUACUUGCCUCUCUCAAAGGGCACAGAGUCUUUGUCUUGAAACAGUCCCAUGUGUUCCCUGGGCUCAAUAUGUCAUAUGGCCAGACUUUCUAGACACUGACUUAACCAAGAUGAGAACAGACUGAACUUUGUAAUUGAUUUAAAGAGAGAGAGAGAGAGAGAGAGAGAGAGAGAGAGAGAGAGAGAGAGAAUAUAUUGAGUGACGAAAAAGAUGGGGAAGUUGCAAGAGGAAAAGAGGGAAAGGGAAGAGAAACAAGAUGAGGUAGUGUGAUGAAAUUAGGGCUACAAAGCCUAAAAUCUUUACUUUACUUAUGGAAAAAAUUGCUGACAUCUGAUGUAGAAGGGAAAUUUUUUAUGAAGAGGAAUGAGGGGUUCAGUGAACAAGGGUUCCGAUCUCAGCAUUCACCUAAUAAUUCUACCCCAAAAGUGCCUGUAACUCUAAGACUGGCAGAUCCAAUGCUACUUUCUGGCCUCCAUGAACAAAAGCUUGUGUGCACGUGUGUGCGCGUGCGCACGCACACACACACACACACACACACACACACACACACACACACACACACACACAAAGAGAGGGGGGUAUAAAUACCUUAAAAAGAGGAAGAGGAACAGUAGGGAGAUUUAAUUAACAGAAAAGAAUGGGGGGAUCUGAAACUGGGAAGCAGCCAAAUAUUCACCACAAUUAAGGUAUAAAGACCUAAGCAAUGGAAAGCUCUUCAAACAGCAAGAAGAGACAGGUCUAUCAACCUUCAGCAAUAGCAUCAUUUAAUUUUAAAGUGAUCCACACUGUGAUAAGUUUCUCAGCAACUGAAGAAACCAGAGGCAUGCCCAGUUCAGCCAUUUCUUGGGAGCUCAGUUUGAUGUAGCUUUGAAUUGAUGCUGGGAUUGAACCUCAUGCCUGUUAAGUACAUGCUGGCAUGAUUUGAUUUUGAGAGAGCAGGAAGGUUAAGGGGGCUUUAGUUCUGGAGCCUAUAUCUUAAGUCUGGGUCUUCUAAUAUAGAAGACACUUGAACAUACUGUUUUGCUGUUCAUUUUUAUCCCUUUAUAGACAGUGUGGUGUUACAAUAAUAGUUACCUCUUAUAGUUUCUGUUAGAAUUAAUAAGUUGUUAAAGGUAAAGAGUAAAGAACUUCACAGAUCUAUGUAUGUACUCAGUGCAUAGAAGGUAUUAUGUGUUCACAUAUAUUUGCACUGCAACCAUAAACAAAUACUACUAUAAAUGGAUACAUUGUAGCUAAUACUUUUAGUGUUGAAUCAAUAGAUUCUACAUUCCAGUCCUACCUGGGGAUAAAGGUAUAAAAAAGACCAUUAACCUUCUUCCAACUGCCGGUGAACACAUUACCUAAAUCUGUGUACUUAAUCCUCACCAGAACUCAAAGAAAUAAAUCCUGAAGGCAUUCAGGAAAGGACAGUAGAAUUCAACACAUCAACUUCAACCCCAAUGAGUUAGGACAUAAUGUCUGCAAGAUUUGUUAAACUACAGGAGAAGAAAGUAACAAGAAAUAAACCUCCUCUUUCAUGGCAUGUUUAGUCUACCUUGGAGGCGAAGUGAAGAAUUCUAUUUUGAUUAAUGGUCUGUAUAAUAAAAAAUGGAACUGGUUUAAAAGCAAGUGAACUAUAUGUACAUUUUUUUUUAUUAAAAAGCUCUCUUGUAAAAGCAAGUACUUUCAUAUAGUUACAUCUUCCAAAAGGGAAGGUGUGGUUUCAAUUAAUUGGAGGAGGGGAUAUAAAACAUAGUUUGCAAGUUGUGUGCAUGUGUGCAUGCGUGCGUGCGUGCAUGCAUGCAUGCGUGUCUGUGUGUGCGUGCAUGAGUGUCUAUGUGUGUGUGUGUGUGUGUGUGUGUGUGUGUGUGUGUGUGU